AUGUGUCCCCUCCUGGUGCCAUGGGUCCUGGCGUUGCUGGGCACACCAGGGAGCUGGGGCUACGGUUUCCGGAACUGCAUCCAGUCGGCGCAGGACGCCGGCAGCUUCCGCUGCAUCCAGCGCUUCGUGCAGGACAUCGGCAGCGCCGUGAGCGACCUGCCGCCCAGCACCACGGCCCUCAACGUCUCGCACAACGCCAUCCGCCGCCUGCCGCCCCGCGCCCUGGCCCACCUGACCCAGCUGCGCCGCCUCGACCUGGCCUUCAACCAGCUACGGACGGUGGAGCAGGGGGCCUUCGCGGACCUCGGCGUGCUGGCCACGCUCGACCUGUCCCACAACUGCCUGGCCAGCCUGACCAAGGGCGCCUUCCAAGGGCUCACCAACCUCUCCCGCCUGCUGCUGCACCACAACCUGCUCAGCACCCUGGGCCCCGGCGCCUUCCAGCCACUGGCCAGCCUGCGCUCCCUGCUCCUCUGCAACAACCGCCUGCAGAGCUUCCGCGAGGUGGCCGGCAGUGUGCAGCACCUGCCACGGCUCCGGGACCUGGACGUGUGCAAAAACAACCUGACGUCGCUGGAGCCCGGCCCCCGCCUGCCCCCGUCGCUGCGCACCCUGCGCCUCUGCAACAACUCGCUGGUGGGCGUCAGCGGCGCCAGCCCCGACCUUCUGCACCACGUCAAGGUGCUCGAUCUGUCCUACAACAACAUCUCCGACGUGCAGUCCUUCGCCCAGGUCCGCUUCCAGAACCUCAGCCGGCUCCAGCUGCUGGGGAACCCCCUGGACAUCUUCCGCCUGCUGAAUGUCUCCGACGUGAGGCCCCGCAGCGUGGACUUCUCCGGCCUGAGGCUGGGCAACGAGAGCGUGAGCCAGGUGUGCCGGCACUUGCAGGGCGCCGGGCUGAGGCAGCUCCAGCUGCAACGGAACGGGAUCCGUGCCUUGCGGAAGGGCGCUUUCGCCCCGUGCCCACACUUCGGCACCCUGGACCUCUCAUGGAACGAGAUGCACUCCGUGGGGUGCGUGGGGGAGCUGCUGAGCCGGAGGCAGCAGCAGGCGCUGCAGAGCCUGGUGGUGGAGCACAACCUCCUGAAACGCCUGCAGUCCUGCGAGGCGGGUGCGCAACUGCCUCGCCUCUACAACAUCUCCUUCCGCUUCAACCGCAUCCUGAUGGUCGGCCGCCGUGCCUUCGGCUACGCCCCCAGCCUCCGCGUCCUGCACCUCAACAUCAACAACAUUGCCGACCUGCAGAAGGGCGCGCUCCAGGGCCUGCACAACCUCACCGAGCUGCGGCUCGACAACAAUCUCCUCACCGACCUCUACCAGACCAGCUUCACUGGCCUGGGCCAGCUCCAGAUGCUCAACCUCCGCAACAACCAUGUCUCUGUCCUCUUCUCCAAUGUCUUCAGCAACCUGAGUCAGCUCCAGACGCUGGACCUGGGGGGUAACAACAUCCGGCACUUGACAGACAAGUCCUUCCAGGGGCUGCACAGCCUCCGUAAGCUCUACCUGGAUGGCAAUCACAUCCAGGAGAUCAGCAGUGACAUCUUCGGCCCAGUGCAGGCCACCUUAGAGGUGCUGGAUCUGAAGGGCAACAAACUGCAGUACAUCACAAAGCAGCAAAGCCAGCAGCCCCCGUUCAUGUACCUGCAUCAGCUCUACGAUCUCAAGCUGCAGGCCCAGCAGCCCUACGGCCUCAAAAUCAUCCCCCACAAGUUCUUCCAGGGCCUCACGGCCCUGCGCACCCUCUUCCUGUCGCAGAACAAGCUGCUCUCCAUCCCCUCUGACAUCUUCGAUGACCUGGCCCAGUUGCAGUACCUGACACUGGCGGACAGCAACAAUGGGAUGCAGGACUUGCCACCGGGCAUCUUCAAAAACCUCACCAGCCUGGAGUCCCUGGACCUGGAGAACGUGGGGCUCCACUCCCUGACGCUGGAGGUCUUCGGCAACCUCAGCCGCUUGAAGACACUGAGGCUGGCCAAGAACGAGCUGCAGACGGUCAACCAGAGCGUGGCCCAGCGGCUGAGAGCCCUGCGCUACCUGGACUUGCGCAAAUGUCCACUGAGCUGCAAUUGCGAGAACACUUGGUUCCAGACGUGGCUGAACAACAGCCAGGUGCAGGUGGUGUACCUCUACAAUUACACCUGCGACUCACGGCAGCAGCCAGCCUACGUGUACAGCUUUGACACGCACGUCUGCUUCCUGGACGUCGGGCUCUACCUGUUCUUGGGCACGGCGCCAGCGCUGCUGCUCCUCAUGGUGCUGCCGCUGCUCUACCACCGGGCCUACUGGCACCUCAAGUACCACUUCUACAUCCUCCGCUGCUGGGUGAAUGAGCGCUGGUGGCGGCAGGACAAGGAGAAGUACCGGUACGACAGCUUCAUCUCCUACAACUCGGCCGACGAGAGCUGGGUGCUGCAGGAGCUGGUGCCCAACCUGGAGCAGGGCAGCGGCCGGGGCUCUUUCCGCCUCUGCCUCCACCACCGUGACUUUAGGCCCGGGAGGAGCAUCAUCGACAACAUUGUGGACAGCAUCUACAACAGCCGCAAGACCAUCUGCAUCAUCAGCCGCAGCUACCUGCAGAGCGAGUGGUGCUCCCUGGAGAUCCAGCUGGCCAGCUACCGCCUCUUUGAUGAGCUCAAGGACGUGCUGGUCCUGGUCUUCCUGGAGGCCAUCCCCAACGCGGAGCUCUCUGCCUACCACCGCAUGCGGAAGGUGAUGCUGAAGAAGACCUACCUCAGCUGGCCUCCACAGCCCGAGGCCCAGAAGCUCUUCUGGAUGAAGCUUAAAAAGGCCCUGAAGAGCAACUACAUGGAGGAAGAGGAGGAGGACUUUGGGCAGGAAGAGAAGCUGCUGUAG
Molecule: messenger RNA, 2853 nt
Organism: Rhea pennata
Lineage: Eukaryota; Metazoa; Chordata; Aves; Rheiformes; Rheidae
Product: toll-like receptor 13
Exons: 1
Coding region: 1-2853 (950 amino acids)
Biological process (GO): inflammatory response; toll-like receptor signaling pathway; immune response
Cellular component (GO): plasma membrane
Molecular function (GO): protein binding; transmembrane signaling receptor activity
Source: RefSeq, a predicted model, not a curated record